Molecule: messenger RNA, 396 nt
Organism: Dibothriocephalus latus
Lineage: Eukaryota; Metazoa; Platyhelminthes; Cestoda; Diphyllobothriidea; Diphyllobothriidae
Source: the annotation of a GenBank genome assembly
CUGUGGUAUGUUUGUGCUAAUCAUAAACUCUUUCAGCUUAAGUGUGUCCUUAAAACAUGCCCCGAAGUAUUUAACGAUGAAGAGGCUCGCGCCGCACACAGUUUAUCUCAGCAUGGUAUCGAUAUUCAAGAGGACGUCUUAGCCAGAAUACCAUCGCUUUUCCAGGGCUAUAGUUGCAUCCCGUACACGUUUAAUCCGGGAAUGGUCUUUGGAGAGCACUCGCACAAUGUUGACAAAAAGGACGUUGUUGUCUCCGGCGAACUGGAAUUCACAAUGUAUGGCGAGACGGUGGUUCUGAAAGACGGGGACACGUUAGUCGUGCCUAAGGGUGUCCGACACGCAGCUAAGGUCGUUGGGUCCAGACCUGUGGAAUUUUUUGAUGCUACCAAGAAUUAA